This is a messenger RNA of Neomonachus schauinslandi (Hawaiian monk seal), 2414 nucleotides long. Its product is annotated as dnaJ homolog subfamily A member 1-like. Gene Ontology annotation, cellular component: cytosol; cytoplasm. The coding region runs from base 735 to 1925 and encodes 396 amino acids. The transcript has a single exon. Gene Ontology annotation, biological process: response to heat; protein refolding. Gene Ontology annotation, molecular function: ATP binding; Hsp70 protein binding. The record is from RefSeq and is a predicted model, not a curated record. NCBI's taxonomy places the organism in Eukaryota, Metazoa, Chordata, Mammalia, Carnivora, Phocidae.
UUCAAUGUACAGAAGUGGUUUCUUUAGAGGUCACUGUCGGAACCAGCCCUUCCCCUUUGAGACUGUUCCUACAGAAGGGGACUGAAGACGGAGUUUUCGUGCUGUAGGGCAGGAAAUGUAACCCUUGUCCAUGUGCCUCCCGCCUGCAGCCUUUCUGCCUCUGAGAGGAGUGUGGAUGGCGUUAUGGCCCUACUCUGCUUCGUGGCCAGUGAGAGGAGCCACAGUUGGGCUGAGUCAGAUUGUGGGACGUGGCCUAUUUGGGCCACUACGUUUUAGUGAUGGGUUUUUGGGAGUGACACGUCCCAUCAUGAGAGCAGAGCCCACAGAUUUGAAGGAGGUAUGUGUUACUGGGCAUUGGCAGAUCCCAAGUCGGCCUUAAACUGCCUGACUUCUUUAUCCAGAAAUGAGGUGAGUUUGGUCCUGAUUUGAAGUCACCAAGCGGUCCCUAUUCUAGUAAGAAGUCUCAUAGGACAGUGCUCAGUGAGGGAUGUGCCAUUUGUUCUUCACGUUUCAGGCAUUUGAGGGCACAAAGCAGGCAGAAACAAAUGUAAGCCAUCACGGGCCAGGCCCGCUCCUUGCAGAUGGCAAGCUGUGCUCUUAGAAAUCUUGGGGCUGGGAACUUUCCAGAAUGCUCGGUGAGACGCGGAGGAGCGGCGGCUGCCCGAGCUGCGCCCAGCAACGCGCUCCUUCCUGCUCCCCCACACCGGCCUCGGCCCUCUCACCGGCUGUAGAAAAUGGUGAAAGAAACCACUUACUAUGAUGUUUCGGGGGUCAAACCCAAUGCCACCCAAGAGGAAUUGAAAAAGGCCUACAGGAAACUGGCCUUGAAGUAUCACCCUGAUAAGAAUCCAAAUGAAGGAGAGAAGUUCAAACAGAUUUCUCAAGCUUACGAAGUACUCUCUGAUGCAAAGAAAAGGGAAUUAUAUGACAAAGGAGAACAGGCAAUUAAAGAAGGUGGAGCUGGUGGUGGUUUUGGCUCCCCCAUGGACAUCUUUGAUAAGUUUUUUGGAGGAGGAGGAAGGAUGCAGAGAGAAAGGAGAGGUAAAAAUGUUGUGCAUCAGCUCUCAGUAACCUUAGAAGAUUUAUAUAAUGGUGCAACACGAAAACUAGCUCUGCAAAAGAAUGUGAUUUGUGAUAAAUGUGAAGGCCGAGGUGGUAAGAAAGGAGCAGUCGAAUGUUGUCCCAAUUGCCGAGGUACUGGAAUGCAAAUAAGAAUUCAUCAGAUAGGACCUGGAAUGGUUCAGCAAAUUCAGUCUGUGUGCAUGGAGUGCCAGGGCCAUGGGGAACGGAUCAGUCCCAAAGAUAGAUGUAAAAGCUGCAAUGGGAGGAAGAUAGUUCGAGAGAAGAAGAUUCUAGAAGUUCAUAUUGACAAAGGCAUGAAGGAUGGCCAGAAGAUAACAUUCCAUGGUGAAGGAGACCAAGAACCAGGACUGGAACCAGGAGAUAUUAUCAUUGUUUUAGAUCAGAAGGACCACGCUGUUUUUACUCGGCGAGGAGAAGACCUUUUCAUGUGUAUGGACAUACAGCUGGUUGAAGCACUGUGCGGCUUUCAAAAGCCAAUAUCUACUCUUGACAACCGAACCAUCGUCAUCACCUCUCACCCAGGUCAAAUUGUCAAGCAUGGAGGUAUCAAGUGUGUGCUAAAUGAAGGCAUGCCAAUUUAUCGUAGACCAUAUGAGAAGGGUCGCCUAAUCAUCGAAUUUAAGGUAAAUUUUCCUGAGAAUGGCUUUCUCUCUCCUGAUAAACUCUCUUUGUUGGAAAAACUCCUACCUGAGAGGAAAGAAGUAGAAGAGACUGAUGAAAUGGACCAGGUAGAACUGGUGGACUUUGAUCCAAAUCAGGAAAGACGGCGCCAUUACAAUGGGGAAGCCUAUGAGGAUGAUGAACAUCAUCCCAGGGGUGGUGUUCAGUGUCAGACCUCUUAAUGGGGCCAGUGAAUAACACUGCUGGCAUUUCAUAUGCAGUAGUGAAUGAGUGAAGGACUAUAAUCAUAGCUCACUACUUGCUAUUUUGUUUUAAUAUUCAACUAUAGUAGUGUUUUAAAAGUUAAAUGAAGAAUAAACUCAAAUAUAAAAGCUCAAAAAAAAAAAAAAAGAAAAAAAAAAUCUUGGGGCUUAAGGCACCUGUGUUAUAUGGGAAGGUCAGAAGGCCAGGGACCUGGCACCUAGAAGUGGAAAUGGGGCGCAGCAGCAUGGGGAAACUGUCUGAUUUUUGGCUGGAGCCAAAUAAUGUGGCACCCUGAGCACAAUGGCUGCGUGCCUCCUGGAGGAAGCACUUAAAACUUUAGAAAUCCAAGCAAACCAGUGCAGAGAAGGCUGGGGACAGACAGGAGGCCGAGAGAUGCCGUGCUCUUAAGACCUGGGGGAAGUGUUUCAAAAUUAACUUGACCAUUCUUUUGAAACCAGAGUCCUUAA